AUGUUUUCAGAAGUAUCCAGUUCCGGUUCAAGGCCUUGGAAUUUUGGAAUGACUCUUCCACGUGGAGGUCCACCCAACAUUAAAUUGAGGCAACAAGACCUUAGUGAUUGCCCCAGAGAUGGCGAAGGAACGCUCGAAAAUCCUAUGGUAAUCUGGGCUGCUCAUUUGACAGAGAGACAGCGUCGGGAAUUGCAAGUUCCCGAAUUUGAAUAUGAGGAGGAUCUUUACCGUGCAAUUGACGCUAAUGCAGAUAUGGCUAAGACAGCAGCUAUUAGGGCGGGAUGUACCAUCGCGUGGAUUAUUUGCCCAGUUCAUACCAGCAAAUACGUAUAUGACAACGAUGGAAAUAAAAUCCCUAUAAAAUGGGACAGGAAUGCCAACCCUGUGGAGUAUGCUGUUACAGAUGCUGAUCCCCAUCUUACUGUUAAGCUAGGUACGAGCGAAGACUUGUGCCAUCUCCAUGGGCACAUAAAUGUUGUUUUGGAUGAAAGAGGGUUUCCAACUGAUUUCAUGAAAAGCUUCCAGAGACGUCAGCACGGUCAUGUCACGGACGGUGACGACAGAUCUAUGGAGCUUUUUGAGUGGGGUAAUAAGGGGGAAUUCAACCAAGAACGUCUUCAAAGGGAGGCCGCAGAUUACGAACUCUUCAAGGCAAAGACACUGGCUUGGGGAGAGGAUUGGGAAAUUGAAGACGAUAUAAAAGAUCGUGAUUAUGUCGACAGAAGUCAUGGCAUCGAGGUUCCAGCUUACAAUCCCAUGGACUACGAACGCGUAUCCAAUUAUGAAUCAACAGGACUCAGCCCCGAGUUCGAGAAUUACAUCGUCCGGAGGUGGAACCCUUAUAGAGAAAACGGGUAUGCUAUUUCCAUACAAAAAUUUGUACUAUGGAGAAGCACAUAA
Molecule: messenger RNA, 900 nt
Organism: Annulohypoxylon truncatum
Lineage: Eukaryota; Fungi; Ascomycota; Sordariomycetes; Xylariales; Hypoxylaceae
Exons: 2
Coding region: 1-900 (299 amino acids)
Source: RefSeq, a predicted model, not a curated record